AUGCCAAGAGCAAAGAAAAGAAAAGAAAAACCCCAAGGGGCUCCCCCGUCAGUAGUUCCUGUUCUUCAGAAGUUUCUAAAGACAUACCAGAAGCACUGCGUGCAGUCUGGGACGUCCCUGUGUCCCACCAUCCAAAGGGACCUGAAGAACAGCAUUGACAGAGAGCAGAUCCUCAGGAAGUUUACGCUCGUAAGAGCUGGUGACACCACAGCGAGCCACCCGCCUGUUUCCUUGGAGCCUUUGCUCAUGGCUAUUCGAGAUGAGCGCUACACGCUGGGGAGGGAACUCUGCCUCUGGGGCCUUCAGCUGACCAAUCCCGAGAUCGCCAGGCUCGCUUUGUUUCUGGAGUCGAAGAGGCACACCAUUUGCCCAGUUACCACCUUGGAGAUCAUUAACUGCAAGAUGGAUCUGUGGUCCCUGGGGCGACUGGGGAGAGCUUUGCAGUUCAGUAGUCUAUAUUUCCUGGCCCUCGAUUACUGCAAGUUUGGAGAUAAAGAACUUGAGAGUAUCUUCUCGGGCCUGGAAAACAACCAAAGGCUGCAAGGCCUCAGUCUGCGCUACUGUGGCCUCAGGCCUCAGAGUGGGCUGAGACUGGGCUCUGUCAUCAGCCAGAGUGCAGUUUGCCAGCUGCACCUGGAUGGAAAUGAUCUGCAGUGUUCUGGGACUCUGGCCCUCCUCAGACCCAUAGCAGAAUAUGCAGAGAUGCAGAGGAAGGACCAGCCCGCCUCGGCAUCACCUCACACUGGAAAUCUUCCUCUGCUUCCUCAAGUGUGUGGAGGUGGAAGCUCAACUUUGAGCCAGAUUGCGAAAUCUUCGGACGCUGUACCAGUGAAAAGGACCUCCCAGAGGAGAAGAGGGGAACGAGGAAUGAGGAAAAAAGUUAACCGCCUGAUGGAAGCUGGCCCUUGGGUAGUGACGCUGCAUCUAGCAGAUAACAGCAUCGACAGGACAGGAGUAGAGGGAGAGCAAUUGCUGGAACUCACUCGAACUUUAACACGCCUGAUCAAAUACUCCCCUCACUUAAGGGAAAUGGACCUUGGAAACAAUGUCCUGGGAGAAGCGGCUGCAGUGGACAUCCUGGAAGCCCUGAGAGCCAGGAAGACAGGUAAACUACCACCCUUAAAAAUUACGGUCACUCCUCGGAUCUCUUCAGACACCUUCACAUCUAUUUGGAAACAUAGCAAGAAAUCUAAUAGGACCAGAAAAAGGAAGAAAAAGGUAAAUUCUUUAUUGUCCGGGUGGUUGAGUAGCAGCCACCAGGGGGCGCUAGACGAGGCGUGA
Molecule: messenger RNA, 1281 nt
Organism: Arvicola amphibius (Eurasian water vole)
Lineage: Eukaryota; Metazoa; Chordata; Mammalia; Rodentia; Cricetidae
Exons: 9
Coding region: 1-1281 (426 amino acids)
Source: RefSeq, a predicted model, not a curated record